Messenger RNA from Fopius arisanus, 7623 nucleotides. RefSeq lists its product as uncharacterized. The transcript is spliced from 3 exons. The coding region runs from base 1 to 7623 and encodes 2540 amino acids. NCBI's taxonomy places the organism in Eukaryota, Metazoa, Arthropoda, Insecta, Hymenoptera, Braconidae. The record is from RefSeq and is a predicted model, not a curated record.
AUGGUGAAGCCUAAGGACGGGAGGGGAGCCCUCGGUCAUCGGGAGUGGCUGCGAGAACUCGCGGAUUGUGACAGAAUUAUUUCCGAUGAGGAAGUGGAGGCCUUUGGUCAGAUUCCUGGUGACGGGACAGUGAACAGCGAGGAUGAGGCCGACGAGGAGCUCGAGGCCGAGCGUCUCAGGUUGAAUGACAUCCUUGGAUUGCCAACUGACACCUAUUCUCUCACCAGAAUAAAAAUCACUCUCCCCGAUUCCACAAAUUAUGGGGUUCGCUCUGGAAUUACUCACAUGAAGAUGAAGAUCUUCUCGCCGUUCUCCAGGGGCCUCCAAGGCGGUGCGAUAGGGAUCGCAGCACUGGCGACGUCAGGUCUUCGGAAGCCUCGUCUGUGGACCGAAUCCCUGAUGGAUCAGAUAAUUGAGGAUGGCGAUGCGUAUUUCUGUGAUUCCUACCGCGACAUCAAGACCCCCAACCGUCGGAACCUGACAGUUCUCCAGUUGAAAAAAUCAUUAAUAAUCCAGAGAAGCCACAAAGCCCUCGUCAACAUCGACGAGGCCGCCUACACCGGGACCUUCCGCUCGAUCAAGCCCACGGAAAUGCACCUGGUGAAGGCCCUGGAGCUCUUCUUCAGGAGUUACGAUGCAGCAGUGCUGAUCUCUCCAGGUCUGAGCAUCGCAAUCUGGCGGGAGGGCAAGGGAUUUAAUAUUUUCGAUGGACAACCACGGGACAGAAAUUUAAAACCCGAUGACAAUGGCUCUGCUAAAUUGAUAACUCUUAAUGAUCUCAAUGGAGUGUUUUUUAUUAUUCUUGAGAAGAGCAACGUGAAGAACGAGUAUUUCGUGCUGUAUCCGAUCGGGGUCAGGGGGAUUGUGAGGCUGUCGGAAGAUGAGGAUGAAGGAGGUGGACAGGAGCCGCCCCAGAGACGCCCGAGUGGGUACAUCAUUCAGGGAACAUUUAGGGCCCUCGUCAGGGGCUCAUUUCACCUGCACCAUCCGAGUAUUCCUCAGGAUCUUCAGGGUCGCAGUCACCUGAUCAUCGCGAUAGCCGCUCUGGUCUACUCUAGGCUCAUCAGCCCGGCCAAAUGGACAACUCCGAUGUUGGAUCUCAUCAUCAAUCAGUCCCACAUCUAUUUGGUGGAUCUCUUCAGGGUCCUCGAUAAGAAAUUCACUGACAACGCCUCCCUCGGCAUUGGGGACCUUCUCGGGGAUUUUUUCUUCGGUGUCUACGGGGCGAAAGUGAAAGUCUGGGAAAACGUCGUCCCUGGUCAGGCGAAAAAGGGGAAGAGUACGAUUGACUCUGGAUUCCGUGAUUUCUUCAAGGCCAACGAGUUGGGAAUUCUCGAGGUGAAGAGAACAUUUUACGCGGUGUGGAAGGACAGCGGUAAGUUUUACUUUCUCGACCCCUUCGGGUGCGACGCCGAGGGCUUCAGGGUCGACCCGAGUGACCCUGACGAGCAGAUCAGGUACCAGAGUGCAGCUGCAGGACUGACCAUGAACAGUUCCAUCAAUGAACUCAUGGAGGUCAUCCUGGAGAACACUGGAAACACCGAGAAGGACCCGUUCUUUCUUCACGGGGUUCAGGUGCUUUACGUGAAGACCCACUCGUCGGUGGAUGCACCUGGUGGGACUGUCGUCUUCAGGGAGAAGAGGACAAAUCGAAGACCUGUUCCUCCGGCACCACCUCAGGCUGGGUCUGACCACUGUGUGGGAAAAAUUGAUGCGAUCCCCAGGCCCAGGAUUGGCGACGAGAAGACGAAGACCGUCGAGAGUCAAUUCCCGCAGCCCAUGACCAAUGUUCGAGACUUCAUGAAGACAGAGGAGGAAUUGACGGUGUUAGGAACGGAUCACGCAGACCUGCAGCCGAUUAAAUUCUACAAGAUCGUGAAUCCUCGGAGGAUUAUCCUUCAGGGAUCGAAGAACUGUCUGUCUGAGGAAUUCGAUGAAAAUUCCCGGGGCCGUCAGUGUUUGUCCAUCGCUCUGGCGGUCAUCUCCUUCGCGAAGGUCAAGCCUUCAGGUAAAUGGAGGAGUACAGAUCUGGAUUAUUUAAUCGCAGCUGGCAACAGAGCGCAUGAGGAUCUGAUCAAGUGGAUCCAGAAGGGAAGUCCGAGGCUGACGGAAGAGUCCGGAGACGUUGAGGAUGAGGGAGAGGAUGAAGAGGACGAAGAGGACGAGGAAGAGGAGAAUGAAGAGGCUGAGGAUGAGGAUGGAGAUAGACAAUUGGGCAGAGCACCAAGUCAUGUGGACGUUUCGAUGCUGCCCCCUCGGAUGAAGUUCGGAGAAUACGACGUGAAGUUCUCCAGCAGAAUGUCGAUAUCCCAAGGGGACGCCGACCCCAUCGUCAAUCUCGGUGAAGCUCUCGACAGAUAUUUUAUUAAGUACCAUGAACUGAUACUCGAGAACAAGCGGUUGAUGUAUCCCUUGUGGAAGUCAAAUGGAAAUUAUUUCGUUUUCAAUCCUUACGGGAGUGACGACGAGGGCUGGAGGCUGAGAGGACACCCUGGGAGUCUCAUCGUCACCGAUUCUGUCAAUGAACUUGUCGAUGUGCUCCACGGAAUUCUCGAGUUCAACGACCGCAAGUUCUCCCUGCAUUUUGUUCACAUCGAGACGGUGGGACCGGGGAAUAAAUAUAAAUCCCCGGUUGAGGUGGAAACACCUGUUGAGGACGUGGAGAAGUAUCAGGUCGUAUUCCUACCGGUGACUGAUGCAGAUGUGGCGGCCCUGAGGCCAGAGCCGACGGAAGAUAUCAGAGGUGGUGAAGAAAAUGAGGAGUUGGAGAUUGCUGAGGAAGAAGAAGAGGAAGAGGAAGACGAAGACGAAGAAAAGGAAGAAGAGAAUGAAAAUGAAGAUGAGGAGAAUGAGGUUGAGGCAGAGGGUGAAGAGGCUGGGGAAACCCUGGGAAUUCCUGUUCAGGAGGCACCCCUGGUGGACCCUCUCCUGGAAGUUCCAGAACAGGACCGACCAGAUGCACCAGAACAGCUGAAUUUUUUUCUCAUAACGACAAACGUGAAGCUGGAGGACGAGGAAAUCGAUGAGAAUGCCAGGGAAGCCCUGGAGUACGAACGUUUGAAGUACAAUCAUCCACCCCCGUAUGUCCUGCCCCCGAAGAAGGUCCUCGCAAUGCUCCUGGCAGCCAAGAAAGCCACAAAAUCCAUUCCCUCGCUCGUCUCCUGUUUUUCCAUUGACUCCAGAUUAGCAGUCAAGACAGACCUACCACCUGUUGACACUGACAAUGUCCCUGUAAUUGAAUCCCCGUCAGCCGAGAGUAAUUCAAAGUUAAUUAAACUCCCACCGAAGAAGUAUCUCUUCUCUCGAAUUCCACCCAUUGGCUUCACACCACUCAGGGCUAUCAAUGAAAAAUUCAUUCACGAUGAACGAGUGGAUGGGAAAAUGGAUGGAGAUUGCAGGAGUAAAAAAUUAAAAGCAACAACUUCGGAGAGUUUCUACUUGACUGAAGUGCCUCAAGUACUGGGGGGCGUCAGAAUUCAACCAUCAAUUAUUCCACUUGGACCGGUGAUAAUGACACCUACUCCGAAAUUCAAAGUGAAGCCCUGCCACGGGGAGAAGAUGCAGUGUCGAUUAUCGGAAGUUGAGAGAAGAGAUUUUAAUCUUGAGAAAAUUGUUUGUUAUACCGAGGAUAUUCUCUUCGAUAUGAUUUUUCCAAUGCUGAAGUUCGAUGAACGAGCUGAAGAGGAAGAAAAAGUUAAAGAAUCUGAAGAAGUGGAGCCCCUAGAAUUAGGUCUUGAAGAAGAAAGAGAAGACACUAUAAAUCCCGAUGAAAAUGGCUCGGAAAUACCUCCCAGUGAAGACCCUGAAGAGAUCGAUGGUGACGUUCCUCAAGACCUCGAAAAAGUCCCCGAGACAAUCGGUCUCCACUACGUCAACGAUUCUCUCUCGAUUCUCCGAGGAAACAGCCGCCUAGAAUUUCAGGAAAUCCCUGAUCACCACUUGAAUGCUUCUUACUUCGCAGCGAUUCUCUGCAUUCUCGGAAAAAUAAAAACCGACGUCAGCGAAAUUCCCAGCACUCUCCUGGACGAGAUCCUCCUGUUCUCGAGGAAGAUCCACACAAAAACCGGAAACCUGCGGUACAAACUCUUCCGAAUCUUCCGAAACUUGGAAUUCAUGGGAACAAAAUUCAACGUAAUCCUGAAGCAAACGGCAUACGCAGACCCGGAGAGCUUCGAGGGCGACGAGUUGUCGAAGAGAUUACAGUUGUACCUGCAGAGUCACGCCACAGGAAUUCUCGUCUUCAGCAGCGGUUCCUACGGAUUCUGGUGUUCAAACGGGAAUUUCUACCUCUUCGAUCCUCACUCCUGCGAUAAAGAUGGUAAACGCCAGGAGACGGGCACCUGCUGCCUCCUGGAGUUCUCGACGAUCGAAGACUUGACGAGAAAAAUCGAAGAGAAUUCCGGAAUAUCAAAAAACGAGCCGUACAGAAUUCACACACUCUGCAUAACCCACAUGGAGGAGAUAAAACCGAAGAGGAAGCCGAAAAAAGUUCCUCAUAAAAAAUGCAAGACCGAGGAACUGUCUAGUGCACUGGAGAGGGACGAGCCAGAGGUGACGGUGUCCCCAAAACCGAGCGUCUCAUUAAUCGAGUUAAAGAGCUGGCUUAAUGAUCACCGGAGGCCAAUGCCUUUCGACGUAACCCAUCAAACAUUCAGAGCCCUGAAUAAUUUCCAAGCAGCCGCCCUCGAGGUGCCUGUCAUUGUCAAUGAUAUAACGCGUCCUAAUUUACCUCCAUUCAAAAGAUCGAUCGAACCAAACACUCGAAUUCGUCGAAAACCGUUCGACCGUAAAUUCAAAGAGCACUCGAUUAUUCUCGAACCGAUCGAUCUCUGCACAAUGGCGUGGGCCUGUAUCCGCGAUCCCAAGGAGUGGGGAACGAGAACAAUCAAAGGCAUCUACGAAGCCAGUCAAGAUCUGGCAUUUGACAGUCUGUUGGCAGCUGAAGAUUCGACAGUGUCCGGUAUGAUUGAUGGAUUGCUCCCAGAAUUUGAGAUCGCGAAUUAUAGAUUUAUCUCUGUGUUGGCACCGAUGCACGUGGGUAAGUUGUACGCGACCGAAGGGUGGAACCUCUCGAUGUCCCUGAAGAAAAUAUUUGAUACGCCGAUAUAUUCCGGGGCUGUUUUGCUCUGCGAACGAGCGCACAUCGGUGUCAUGAAGCGAAGAGAUUGCUUGUACGGCUGGUGGGGGGUGACCGGAACGAAGAACUUGAGGAUCAUCACGUCCAAUUCAUUCGAGGACUUCCUCAAGCUCCUAGUGAUGGAGAUCGAUGAACCUGAGGAGGUGGAGUUUAAGAUGCGUGUCGUUACGAUCUCCUACGCGAGAAAAAUGGAUCCUGAUUGCGAUGACCUGAGGGGUCUCCAUGAGCCCGCGAUCACUUCUUCGCUGCCCCAAAUUUAUCGAUACGACGGCGAGCCCUACGAUAUUGAAGAAAUGUUCAGGGUGACUGUGCCUUCUCCAGGGCCGCUGUUUAUUCCGGGAACUGUGGCUAUAGAUCACAGGGACUCCAUCAAGGAACCGUCCUUGAAGCGCUGCUACUUCGUAGCUGUUGUCGUUCUCAUGGUGAAGAGAGAUGUGAUGCAGAGCCCAAUGGCCUCGAUGAUUGAUAAAAUUCUUCAAGUCGCGGAUAACUUGUACCGGGAGUUCAAUAACCCGGUGUACCACACUGAACACAUCCUGAGAAACAUCACCAUCAUGAACAGGAUCUUUGAUUUCAGGGAUGUGGCAUCGGGUUUGAUGCCCUUCACUGAGAACCCUAAAACAGGGCAGAGCAAUUGCUGCGAUCUCGUGAGAACAGAGAUGAAGAGGCACUUCAAGAGACACAACGACGGCAUUCUGCACUUCACCAACUGCUGCUACGGCUUCUGGUACUCCAGGUCGACGGAUUGCUACUACUACUUGGAUCCUUACUCUUGUAAUUCAAACGGGAGGAGAUCCGUGAAUGGCAGCGCCUGUCUUUGUGUUUUUACUAACAUCUGUCAGAUGGUCAAGCAGAUAUUGUCUAAUAGAUCGGUGGAGACCACUGGCUUCUUCAUCCAUCGACUCCACGUGGAGUCCAUCAAUGUGGCGUCAUAUCCGACGUUCCAGGAGGAUCCGAUGUGGGUUUACCUGGACUACCACUGGAGCUCCCAUCAUGCCCCGAAGGUACCGAAGAAGAAGAAAAAGAAGAGAAAGGGCAAGAUUAGAGAGGACGAAGAGGAGAGUGUGGGAUCCCCGAGGAAGGGUUCCUGGAACAACUACACGAUCGAAGUUCCACAAUUAAUCUACUCCAUCUGGGGAACUCUCGGGGCCUACGACAGCCAUUUUGGGGAGCGCGCGGGCCGCAAUCAGGCCGCCAUUUGCUUGGCUGUUCUGGCAAUGCAGUAUCUGUGUCACCCGUCGAGGUGGACCACCGGAAUUUUGGACUCAUCCGUCAUCUGCGGGGAUAGUUAUCAUACAGAGAGUCUGAAGAACUCUGUGAAAAGGGGUUCAAAGUUCUCGAAUUUAUUCAAUCUUCAGCCCUGUUUUAAAGUUUUCCCCCACAUCUGGAGGAUCGAGUACCUUCCGUCUGUCUGUGGAACACUGUAUGGGGGAGGCGGAAGACAACCCCUCGCAGGUGUCCUGAAAGGGGCCCUCAAGGAGUCUAAGAAUAUUAUCCUGAAGUGUGGGAAGAUAACGCUUGCAUUACACUCCUCGGAGGACGGGUUUUACGUCGCCGAUCCCUGCUGGACCGGUCCUCCGUUGUUCCUGAGGAACCGCGGCGCCAUUUAUGUUCUGAGAUGCUACAAUUUCAAUACUCUAAUUUAUGCGCUAGUGAAGAUGAUAAACUCUAAUCAGAGGUUGGAGUUUUCCCUCACGCCAAUCGUCUUCGAGUUCAAACACGAGGUCUGCAGGUCCUCCGAGGAGAAGAGACACGUGGAGGGGAAGAGAAUUGUUAUGGACGCGGUUGGCAUUCGUCCGGGGAUCGCCCGUAGCCCAAGACUGCCAGUCUGUGGUGCCACGAUUGCUAAUGACGAGGAUGAUUAUGAAACCUACAGGAAGAAUAUUGAAAUCGGGAUGAAGUAUGGUGAGAGGAUGGAGCACCCGGUGGCGCCCUCUCCGAUGCCCUGUUUAGAGAGGGAUAGGACACGAAAUGUCCUCGUGAGCACAAAAUGGCGAACGCAUCGGGGAGUUUCCAAACCCAGAGUUCGUCGUUCACCACUGGUUGACCCCAGGAUUGCAAAACAAUUGGCGUCAUCGUCGUCCUCGGAGGAGUCCUUUGCCAAAAUCCUUGAAGACUGCGACCGAUAUCCCAGGAUUCUGGAUUUCACCGCUGAUAAGCACGUCGAGUCCCCAAUGAAGCGACUGACGAGGAAGAGGGUCGUGCCCGAGGCACCGCUGACUAAACCCUUGGAUUGUCUGCCACCGAGGAAAUUUAUCAUGAAGAGAAGCAAGAAGGAAUUCAAGAGGCGCACCAAGGAAAUGGCGGAUGACGUCUUUAAGACCUGGAAACAUAGGGUGAGGGAGGAUAAAUCGGAUGGCAGUGAGGGGGUGGCCGGGGGUGGUGAAACCGAUCGGGAGGAUGGGGAGGAUGGGGAGGAUGGGGAGGACGAGGAAGAUGAAGGUGAGGGAGAUGAUGAGGGAGAGGCUGAAGAGACUGACGGAUAA